Molecule: messenger RNA, 539 nt
Organism: Oryza sativa Japonica Group (Japanese rice)
Lineage: Eukaryota; Viridiplantae; Streptophyta; Magnoliopsida; Poales; Poaceae
Product: protein transport protein yos1
Biological process (GO): endoplasmic reticulum to Golgi vesicle-mediated transport
Cellular component (GO): COPII-coated ER to Golgi transport vesicle; endoplasmic reticulum membrane; Golgi membrane
Source: RefSeq, a predicted model, not a curated record
CAAAGAACAACAGGUCGAGCAAGCGGCGAAGGGAAAAGAAGCGGAGAUCGUCCCCUCCCCGCCGCCGACUGGACGCAUAUGCGCCACGGCUGCCGGUGAGCUUCCCCGCCGGCGACGAGUGGACCUCGCCCCACGCCCGGCUAGAUCCGGUGCCACCCCCGCCACCACGAGGAAUGUUCUUCUGGCCGUUCCUAGAGGGUCUUUUGAUUCUUGCAAAUGCAUUGGCGAUACUAAAUGAAGACCGCUUUCUUGCACCCAGAGGAUGGAGCAUGUCUGAAGUCUCAGGAAAUGGACGAUCAAAGUCAUUGAAGGGUCAGAUUGUAGGACUCAUAUAUGCCACACAGUUCUUUAGGAUGCCGUUGAUAGCACUUAAUGUUCUUAUCAUUGUUGUGAAGUUGGUGUCAGGCUGAUACUAUGAAGGUUUCAGUUGUUGGGCUUGAUUGAUUUCAAUUUCAAUGUGAUGUAAAAGUAUUCACGCUAAAUAUUUCUGCAGCUAUAUUAAUUUGUCUAUAUAUGUGCCUUGUUAUUGUUCUAGUAAA